AUGGAGUUGGCUCUGUUCUGCACCAAGGUCAAUAUCCUUAUCCUCGUUCUGGCUCUCUGUUCUCCAUGCAAGUUCAUCCAGAGUCCCAUGGACUUUGGCUCCUCGGACUUCCUCCACACCAGAAACACAGCAGCAUCCUUGGACUUCGGGAGACUCGUCUUCAACUCUCCCUCUGCAGUCCUGAAGCCCCGAUCCCCCAAGGACAUCUCACUCCUCCUCACCUUCCUCUCUGCUUCCUCCUUCGGCGAAGUCACAGUUGCAGCGAGAGGAGCUGGACACUCCAUCCAUGGCCAAGCCCAAGCUCUUGAUGGAAUCGUCAUCGAGAUGGAUUCUAUCCCCUCUGACAUAUACAUCCACAAAAAGGGAGAUGAUGAAGCCGGCUUCUCUCAUGCCGAUAUCAGUGGUGGUGCUCUCUGGAUCGAGCUUUUAGAGGAGAGCUUGAAGGUUGGGCUGGCUCCAAGGUCUUGGACCGAUUACCUUUAUCUCAGCAUUGGUGGGACUCUCUCCCAUGGUGGUGUCAGUGGCCAAACCUUCAAAUAUGGACCUCAGAUCAGCAAUGUCCUUCAACUAGAUGUGGUAACAGGCAAGGGAGAACUGAUGACAUGCUCACCCACCAAAAACUCGGAGCUUUUCUAUGCAGUUCUUGGCGGGUUAGGCCAGUUUGGCAUCAUAACAAGAGCAAGGAUCCUUCUCCAAGAUGCUCCACAGAAAGUGAGAUGGGCCAGAGCCUUUUACGAUGACUUCGACACCUUCACCAGAGACCAAGAGUUGCUGCUCUCCAUGCCGGACUUGGUGGACUAUCUCGAGGGGUUCAUAGUUCCAAACCAGCUGUCCCUCCUCGGCACCUCCAUUGCCUUCCCGGCUCACCUGGGCUUCGUGCCCGAGUUCCAUAAGGUCUACUACUGCAUCGAGUUUGCUGUCCAUGACUUCCAAGCGAAAGGCACCAACGCAGAACAAGUUGUGGAGAAGAUAACGAAGCAGAUGAGCCACAUCCCAUCCCUCAUGUACAGUGUGGAGGUGUCCUACUUCGAUUUCCUCAACAGGGUGAGGAUAGAGGAGAUGAGCCUGAGGAGUAGAGGACUCUGGGAAGUUCCCCACCCUUGGCUCAAUAUGUUUGUGCCCAGGUCUGGGAUCAAGGACUUCAAAGACCUGUUGCUGGAGAACAUCUCACCGGAAGAAUUCGAGGGCCCUAUCCUCGUCUACCCACUUUUAAGAGACAAGUGGGACGCCAACACAUCAGCUGUGCUGCCCGAUGCGCCGGCCGAGCAGGUGGUGUACAUUGUGGGGGUGCUGCGGUCCGCCACUCCAGCCAGUUGCCCCGCUCGGUGCCUCGACGACAUCCUCCGCCGCAACCGCCGCAUAGUAGAGGCGGCCUCCGCCCCGCGAAUCGGCGCAAAGCAGUACCUCCCACGCCACCCGUCCCCGCUCCAUUGGCGUGAUCACUUCGGGCGGCGGUGGAACCGGUUCGCGGCCCGCAAAAGCCUGUUCGACCCCCUCAGCCUCCUGGCUCCUGGCCAAGGCAUCUUCACCAGAACACACGCUUCCACAGUAUAGUAUCAGAUAUCAUCGGGACACAGUUUCAAAUAUGAAUCGAGAGGAGGGGAGAAGAAGCAUGCACUCUGUUCCAUGAUCCUCUGCUCUUUCCUUUUUCUUUCCAAUAUUAAAUAUGAAGAUGUUGUUAGAACAAUUAAUUAAAAUAUUAAAUAUUUCUAAA
This is a messenger RNA of Musa acuminata AAA Group (dessert banana), 1714 nucleotides long. Its product is annotated as cytokinin dehydrogenase 3-like. Gene Ontology annotation, molecular function: FAD binding; cytokinin dehydrogenase activity. The record is from RefSeq and is a predicted model, not a curated record. Gene Ontology annotation, biological process: cytokinin metabolic process. The transcript has 5 exons. Bases 1 to 1554 code for a protein of 517 amino acids. Lineage: Eukaryota; Viridiplantae; Streptophyta; Magnoliopsida; Zingiberales; Musaceae.